Molecule: messenger RNA, 5010 nt
Organism: Pogoniulus pusillus (Red-fronted tinkerbird)
Lineage: Eukaryota; Metazoa; Chordata; Aves; Piciformes; Lybiidae
Gene: PPP2R5E
Product: protein phosphatase 2 regulatory subunit B'epsilon
Exons: 14
Coding region: 588-1991 (467 amino acids)
Biological process (GO): signal transduction; protein dephosphorylation
Cellular component (GO): cytosol; nucleus; protein phosphatase type 2A complex
Molecular function (GO): protein phosphatase activator activity
Source: RefSeq, a predicted model, not a curated record
UGAGUGAGUGCCAUGGCCGGAGCCCGCUGAGAGUGACAAUAGGAACGAGCCGGAGCGCGACCCCGACGCCCACUGGGAUCUCCCCUCUCACCUGAGCCAGCCGCCGGCGGAGGAAGCCUUUCUUUCCUUCGCAGCACCGUCGCGUCGCCCGCCUGGCCUGCCCCCACCCCGGUCGCCUGCACCGCGCCUGCCGCUCCCCCUCAGCUCGGCCCGCACUCGGCUCCCCUCGCGUUCUCCCCCCACUGCCUCCUCAGGGCCCCUCCGUAGGGCUCCGCCGGGAAUGUGAGUGAGGCAGCAGCCAUCGCAGGCAGGGGGCCGCGCCGAGUGCAUGGGACUGAGCGGAGCCCGAGCAGCCGCCCGCUCCUGAACCCGCCGCCAACGCCGCCCUGCGCUGGGGAGGCCGCCAACGCCGCCGAGGCCUACAGGCUCCUGCGCCGCCGCCGCCGCCGCGGCAGGGACCGAGCCCGGCGCGUAUCAUACUCGGGCCGCUGCCGCCAGGCAUCGGCCGCGCUCCAUCAAGCCCGGCUCACGCCGUCGCCGCCUCCCUCACGUCUCCGGCUUCUCUACCAGGAGGGUCAAGUAGGGAUAUGUCCUCAGCACCAACUACUCCUCCAUCAGUGGAUAAAGUAGACGGAUUUUCUCGGAAGUCCGUCAGAAAAGCCAGACAGAAGAGGUCACAAAGCUCCUCCCAGUUUAGGUCUCAGGGCAAGCCUAUUGAGUUAACUCCCCUGCCUCUGCUAAAAGACGUUCCAUCUUCAGAGCAGCCUGAACUGUUCCUAAAGAAACUUCAACAGUGCUGUGUCAUUUUUGACUUCAUGGACACGCUUUCAGACCUUAAAAUGAAAGAAUACAAGCGCUCCACUCUUAAUGAACUGGUGGACUACAUUACAAUAAGCAGAGGCUGUUUGACAGAGCAGACUUACCCUGAAGUAGUUAGAAUGGUAUCUUGCAAUAUCUUCAGAACUCUCCCACCUAGUGACAGCAAUGAAUUUGAUCCAGAAGAAGAUGAGCCCACCUUGGAGGCAUCAUGGCCACAUUUACAGCUUGUAUAUGAGUUUUUCAUACGAUUUUUGGAAAGCCAAGAAUUCCAGCCCAGCAUUGCCAAAAAGUACAUAGAUCAGAAAUUUGUAUUGCAGCUGUUGGAGCUGUUUGACAGCGAAGACCCUCGAGAACGAGACUACCUAAAAACAGUCUUGCACAGAAUUUAUGGCAAGUUUCUGGGUCUUAGAGCAUUUAUCCGAAAACAGAUUAAUAAUAUUUUUCUACGAUUUGUUUAUGAAACCGAACACUUCAAUGGCGUAGCUGAACUGUUGGAAAUUUUAGGAAGUAUUAUCAAUGGUUUUGCUUUACCUCUUAAGGCAGAGCAUAAACAGUUUCUGGUGAAGGUGCUGAUCCCUUUACAUACUGUCAGGAGUUUAUCGCUCUUCCAUGCACAGCUGGCAUAUUGCAUAGUACAGUUUCUGGAGAAAGACCCCUCACUCACGGAACCAGUCAUUAGAGGUUUGAUGAAGUUCUGGCCAAAAACCUGCAGUCAGAAAGAGGUCAUGUUCCUAGGAGAGCUGGAGGAAAUCUUGGAUGUAAUCGAACCGUCACAGUUUGUCAAAAUCCAGGAACCCUUGUUUAAACAAAUUGCCAAGUGUGUCUCUAGCCCUCAUUUUCAGGUGGCUGAAAGAGCACUGUAUUAUUGGAAUAACGAGUACAUCAUGAGUUUGAUAGAGGAGAAUUCCAAUGUUAUACUUCCCAUCAUGUUUUCCAGCCUUUAUAGGAUUUCUAAAGAGCACUGGAAUCCGGCUAUUGUGGCUUUAGUCUACAAUGUGUUGAAGGCGUUUAUGGAAAUGAACAGCACCAUGUUUGACGAGCUGACAGCCACUUACAAGUCAGAUCGUCAGCGUGAGAAGAAGAAAGAAAAAGAACGUGAAGAACUGUGGAAAAAACUGGAGGAUCUGGAAUUAAAGAGAGGUCUUAGACGUGAUGGAAUAAUUCCAACUUAACAAACAAACAAAACAGCAUUAUUAACCUGUGGAGUCACACAUUUAUGUAGUAGAAGAUGGAGCAACAGUUUUCUGUAUUGUGCAACUUUACAGUAGAUUUCACAUUUGUUUCAUUAUUACAACAGCACUGUAUAUACCUGUCUCUAAGUAAAGGAAACAAAAAAUAAGGACUUUAAUCCAAAGUUUGGACAGCAGAUGGACUUCUCAGAACUUUGCAAACAUAAUCAUUGUUUUAACCCUUCUUUAAAACCAGUCUUCAAAGAUCUGUUGAUGAAAAUUGCAAUGUCAAAUUCCAUUGUCAGGACCUGUUCCUUAUUUAUCGUUAGCAGAGAGUAUACUACAACUUUCAAAUGUGAACAAUCUUAAAAUUUAGCUUGUCUUUCUGCUAAAAUGUUCAGUGUAUUUAUAGUAAAAGAGAAAAAAAAAAGACUGUCAUUUCCUUAUGAGUUUGUGUAACAUCCUCCUUCUCUGGAUAACUUUACUGUAAUUUGACUUUCUUUUCCUUUUGCACAUCUUCAUAAGUUGAAUGUCCAUUGAGAUCAGGGCCAUGAAAAACAAAAGCCCUGAAUAAAAGUUUUGUUUACUGGUGUGAGCAUUUUUUUUUAAUUAUUUUUGGUUUUUUUGGUACCAGACUCUCUCUGGUGCUUCCUUAACUGAACGUUAAGAGUUAAAGAAGUAGGUGAUAAACAUAAUAGGGAAAGGGAGUUUUGGAUUCAUGCACCUAUUUAUUGCAAAUCCAUAUUGGUGUCCACCAUGCUUUAAAAAUGGGGAGUGGUAGAGAGUUUUGGAUUCAUGCACCUAUCUAUUGCAAAUCCAUAUUGGUGUCCACCAUGCUUUAAAAAUGGGGAGUGGUAGAGAGUUUUGGAUUCAUGCACCUAUUUAUUGCAAAUCCAUAUUGGUGUCCACCAUCCUUUAAAAAUGGGGAGUGGUAGAGAGUUUUGGAUUCAUGCACCUAUUUAUUGCAAAUCCAUAUUGGUGUCCACCAUCCUUUAAAAAUGGGGAGUGGUAGAGAGUUUUGGAUUCAUGCACCUAUCUAUUGCAAAUCCAAAUUGGUGUCCACCAUGCUUUAAAAAUGGGGAGUGGUAGAGAGUUUUGGAUUCAUGCACCUAUUUAUUGCAAAUCCAUAUUGGUGUCCACCAUGCUUUAAAAAUGGGGAGUGGUAGAGAGUUUUGGAUUCAUGCACCUAUCUAUUGCAAAUCCAAAUUGGUGUCCACCAUGCUUUAAAAAUGGGGAGUGGUAGAGAGUUUUGGAUUCAUGCACCUAUUUAUUGCAAAUCCAUAUUGGUGUCCACCAUCCUUUAAAAAUGGGGAGUGGUAGAGAGUUUUGGAUUCAUGCACCUAUUUAUUGCAAAUCCAUAUUGGUGUCCACCAUCCUUUAAAAAUGGGGAGUGGUAGAGAGUUUUGGAUUCAUGCACCUAUCUAUUGCAAAUCCAAAUUGGUGUCCACCGUGCUUUAAAAAUGGGGAGUGGUAGAGAGUUUUGGAUUCAUGCACCUAUUUAUUGCAAAUCCAUAUUGGUGUCCACCAUCCUUUAAAAAUGGGGAGUGGUAGAGAGUUUUGGAUUCAUGCACCUAUUUAUUGCAAAUCCAUAUUGGUGUCCACAAUCCUUUAAAAAUGGGGAGUGGUAAUAGUCUGGACUUGGGUACGUAAGCAGUAUUAGAGCCAUGGCAUUGGACACACGUACCAGAGAUGUUCUAGAAAUACUAAUUGCUAAAUUGUUACAGUAUGUUUUUAUUGGACCAUUCUGAAAGAAUAAAGACAAACACUAAACAGUGCAAGCGUGAAAUUGAUCUCCAGUGGUCAUGGAUCUAAUUGGAAGUUGAGUCACGAUAGCAGUUUGAACUGUUUGGAGUUGUUGCCUUACUUUUUAAUAUGUAUUUAUAAAGUGUUCCAGCAAAAGAGGAUGUAGCCUCUAAGAAACAUACUAUAGUGUUUUUGUGAUCCUAGUACUAUUACUCAUCACAGUACCAGCCCUGUGGUCUUAGCUGGAAAGGAUUCUGGAUGAUAUACUUCUGCAUUCUCAUCUGGAUGCUCAUUCUUAACUACUGUAUUUGUUACCAAAAGUGGUUCUACAAAUGCUACUGAGAACAAACCAACCCAAUUCUGGAAAUCCUAAUGUUCUGAGUAUUAAUAAUAAAGUUUAAAAUGCUUUUAUAUCAAAGGUGCAUUGUGACCAAAUUGUUUAAAACAAAAGGAAAAACAAAUAUAUAUAUAUAUAUAUACAAAAAUGAUAGAGGAGGGGCUGUAUUAUAAGUAUGCAUUAUUGGCUAUCUGCUUUGUAUUUGAAAGUGGAAUCUUGACAUCUUUGGUAGGUAAAAUGCUGAUAAGAUUUAUGUACAGUAUAUAUUUAGCUAAUGCAGUUGCAUUAUUCUAUACCGAAAGGUAUGUAUUUCAGGAUUUUCCUCCAGGAUGCUUUUGAACUGUUCUAGACAUAUGACAACAGUGAAUUGAUAAUCCUAAACCAUCAAUCCAGCAGUAUUUUAGAGUAUAAAACUGAAUUGGUGUUCAUGAGUCUUUGUGAUAGUUGCAAACAUGAAUUUAUGACCUGUUACCGUUGAUAGAAAUGCAGUAUAACUACAAGCUUGUCUAUUUUUCUUCCUACCGUUUAAAAUGAUCCAGUAGGAUUUGAAGUUUUCUUGUUUUCAGGCACUGAAAAGAGGUUUAAAAAAGAGAAAAGAAUUCCCUUCCAGACUACUGACUGUUUCAGGAUUAUCAGGUCACAGUUUGUACUCUCUGGGUCUGCGCACACCAAUGUUGUAAGCUCAAUGGUUUUGUAAAAACCUGGCACUGUUAAUUCUGGAACAAAAAAAAAACCCAAACAGUGGAACUAGUCACGCCAACACCACACACAACAUGGUUGAAUGGGAUUAAUAUGAGCUGCUUUUAAGGACAUUUGACUGGGACGCAAUGUAAAUUAGACAGUUACUGUCAAGGUUGAAACAUUUUAUUUUCAAGUGCUGAAGCAAAGGUGCAAGCUGAAAUACUGAAGAUUAAAUAAAUUUCUAACAAAUCAUGUCCCUUA